GAAAGCGGGAGGGGGUGGGUUUGUGAGCACAACUCGGUGGUGGCGGGGGUAGCCUGUGAAGGUGUCAUGGCUGCUGUCGCUGAGCUUAGUCGCUCCAGCAGUGGUGACAGGAGUUUGGAACGGAGCUGCAGCCCUAAUCUCUCCCAAGAGGUGCUCUGCGAAAUCUUUCGCUCUCUGCAUAGCCUGGUGGGACAACUUAACCUCAGAGAUGAUGUGGUGAAAAUUACAAUCGAUUGGAACAAGCUCCAGAGCCUCUCGGCAUUCCAGCCCACUUUGCUCUUUAGUGCACUUGAACAACAUGUUUUAUAUUUACAGCCUUUUUUAGCAAAACUUCAGCCUCUGAUUAAAGAGGAGAAUACAACUGUUGUUGGAGGGACAGAAAAAACAGAAAUGGGGAAUAAGAAUGAAGUAAAUGCCAAAUUUCCCAUUAGUGACCUACAAGAGGAAGAAAAGCACAAAGAUUGUGAUUUAGGAGAUGUGAAAAAGACACAGAUCCAUGUUGAUCCAGAAGUAGUUCAAAUAAAGGCUGGAAAAGCAGAAAUUGACAGACGAAUAUCUGCAUUUAUUGAAAGAAAGCAAGCUGAAAUCAAUGAAAACAACGUGAGGGAAUUUUGCAAUGUUAUUGAUUGUAAUCAAGAAAACAGUUGUGCAAGAACUGAUGCCAUUUUUACUCCUUACCCGGGAUUUAAAAGUCAUGUAAAAGUUUCUAGAGUUGUGAAUACAUAUGGACCACAGACUAGACCUGAAGGAAUUCAAGGGUCAGGUCAUAAACCUAACAGCAUGCUCCGAGAUUGUGGUAAUCAGGCUGUAGAAGAACGACUACAAAAUAUUGAGGCUCACUUGCGAUUGCAGACGGGUGGUCCAGUGCCAAGAGACAUUUAUCAGAGAAUUAAAAAACUUGAGGAUAAAAUCCUUGAAUUGGAAGGCAUCUCUCCUGAAUAUUUUCAUUCUGUAAGCUUUUCCGGAAAAAGAAGAAAAGUACAACCACCUCAACAGAAUUAUUCACUGGCUGAACUUGAUGAAAAAAUUAGUGCCCUCAGACAAGCCCUGCUCAGAAAAUCAAGAGAAGCAGACUCCAUGGCUACCCACCACCUUCCAUGAAAAACUCCUCUCAUUCUUGUCAUUUUACUUUUUUUAUAUACAUGUAACUUACAGUGCAAUUAAUUAAGUGGAUAUGUGUUUAUCAAUUUAACUUUCCUUCUCUGAAAUCAAGGUUCUUUUCAUGAGAGUCUGGCCUGCAGCAGGUCAUCUGCAGAUAUUGCAGUGAAGUUUGAAAUGGUUAUAAGGUGUGGAAAAUAGCAUUGUCGGAACGUGUCCCCUUCUGUUCUAAAGGAGGUAUUUUGGAAACCGAAAAACUUAAUUUCAAAGCACAUCUUUUUGUGUGUGUGUACAUGCCACAGAAAGGACGAUUUAUUUUGAAUAGUGAUAUUUAAAAGGACUUUAUAUUUGUAACAUCAGUGUUAACCAGUUUUUUUGUUUAAAUCAGUACUUUGUACGUAAUAGGCAAGAAGAAUUUACCAACUGAAAUGAAUUUUAAAUGAAUGCAUACUUUUUUUCCCAAAUGCCAACUUUAAUGUAAAUAAACAGUAGACUCUACCUUUAUCCCCUUACUGUGUGACCUUUAGCAAAUUAAUCUCUCUUUGUAUCUUAAUUUCUUUAUCUGUAAAAUGGCAUUGAUAAUAAUAAAACCUACGGUUGUCAUGAAUAGGUGAGAUCAUGCAUAUACAGCUUUUGAAACUGGCCCAAGGGCAGUGCUCAGUAAAUGUUAGCUAUUAUUCCAGUAUAAAACCAAGUCUGUCUUUGAAAGUGUUUAGAUGUUACAAAUAGUCCCUCUCUCUUGACAGCCUCACUUUUUUACAGUGUCCCAGUUAUGUUAGGCAGCAUAUGUAUUUCUAUAGUUGCAAAUUAAUCAUUGAAAAGAUGCAGCUACAGUCAAGGAGCAGAUGUUUAGGUCAAGAAUUGUUUUGGUUGCAAGAAUCAAAUCUACCUAAAAUAGCUUGUAAAUAGGAAAUUGUUGAAUCAAAAAAUCUGGAAUUUAAUUAUAAGAAGUAUAGCUGGACAUUGUGGUACCUAGGAGGUCACCAACAGUUCAUCUCUCUCUGUCUCUAGCUGCCUCUGACUGUUUCUAUUUCUAGUUCUCUGUGCCCUACCUUCCUUCUUUUCUGCUCUCCCUCUUCCUCUCUUUCCCUCUGUCUCUCUUCUUCGUUCUUUUUCUCUUACCCCUAAUCAUCUCUGUGACUGCCUUAUUCUCUGUGAACUGAUUUCUCUGAAGGCCUGUUCAUUACUACUUGAUAGUAACUUCAUUACUCCAUACAGGGUGACAUGUUAGCCCUGUCUCCAUAGCCUUGGCAUUCAUGCCUUUGAGUUGACAUGGUGCAAACUCGAACCCAACUCUGCAGAACCUCACAACUCCUCUUAGAUCUCACUCAGUGUGAUCAGGGGUCUCUAUCAGUUGUGGCCAGGAUGAUUGGGGCAGGACCUCACAGAAAUAUACAGUAUGCACACAACCUUGCACAACCAUUUGUGGAAGCUUUGAGAAUGGGGGCACCAGG
Lynx canadensis (Canada lynx) is the source of this 2552-nucleotide messenger RNA. RefSeq names its product MAP3K12 binding inhibitory protein 1 (gene MBIP). The transcript is spliced from 9 exons. Gene Ontology annotation, cellular component: cytosol. Bases 67 to 1101 code for a protein of 344 amino acids. The record is from RefSeq and is a predicted model, not a curated record. Lineage: Eukaryota; Metazoa; Chordata; Mammalia; Carnivora; Felidae.